This is a messenger RNA of Marmota monax (woodchuck), 3727 nucleotides long. RefSeq names its product coiled-coil domain containing 194 (gene Ccdc194). The coding region runs from base 1 to 702 and encodes 233 amino acids. NCBI's taxonomy places the organism in Eukaryota, Metazoa, Chordata, Mammalia, Rodentia, Sciuridae. The record is from RefSeq and is a predicted model, not a curated record. The transcript is spliced from 4 exons.
AUGGCCGAACCGGGGCCGGAGCCCGGGCGCGCGUGGCGGGUGCUGGCCCUGUGCGGGGUCGCCGUGUUUUUGGCGGCGGCGGCGGCCGGUGGGGCCCUGGUAGCGUGGAAUCUGGCUGCCUCCGCUGCCCGGGGGCCCCGCUGCCCGGAGCCGGGAUUCAACGCCACAGCGCCGCCCCAGGACCCCGCACCCGAAGUCGAGGAGCUGCGGCGCCGGCUGGCAGAGGCCGCCCAGCGCGAGGAGACCCUGGCCAGGCAGUUGGAGCAGGCGGAGAGUGUCCGUCGCGAGUUGGAGGAGGCUCUCAGGGCUUGCGAGAACCGGCAGAGCCGGCUUCAGACGCAGCUAAAGACACUGAAGACUGAGAUGGAAGAAGCCAAAGCCCAGGGAACCCAGAUGGGGGUCGAGAACGGGGAGCUGACAGAAGCCCUGGCGCGCUGGGAGGCGGUGGCCACGGAGUCUGCGCAGCGGUUGGACGAGGUGCUGCGGCGCGCAAGCGCGGCCGAAGCUGAAGGCGAAGUCUGCGCGGCCCGAGAGGCGGCCCUGCGCGAGCGCGUUGUCGCUCUGGAAGCCGAGUUGGGUCCCCAGCGCAGAGGGUCGCGCCCCCGACCCCGCUCAGGGUCCCGAUCCAGGGCCAGCCCCCGCUCGCGCUCUCGCCCUGGGCCGUCCAAGGGUUGCCGGCGGCCGCCGCGGCGAGAAGGAUGAGUCCCUCCCCAGCAGGAUGGGGCUCCGGGCCAGGAGGACAGGUACUGUGGGGACGCAGCGGGGACGGUGUGAAGACGCCCAGUGCCGGAUGAGAUGCCCAGUUCACACCGUCCGCGCUCAGAACCGGGAGACCCAGGCACCGGACCACCUGAUGUCUGGUCGACAGGUGGGGAAACUGAGCCCGUUCGGUCACGUGGUGAAAUAAGGACCUGACCGAGUUCUCUAACCCACAAUGUGACCUGCAUCCCACAAACAAGGGAACUGGAGGUCCAGCCCUAACUCAGGAGUGACCUCUCUAGGCUUCACUUUAUACUGCUUGCAAAACAAGUGACUUUCCAGUCAGUUUUGAUAACAAAAACUGACAAUUAUGGCCCUUCCCCCUGCGAGAUGGAACUUUAAUAGAGAACCAAAUAACCCCUAGUACUUAUGGAUCAAAUGAGAAAUGUUAUGAAUUCUGGAAAAAAGUCAUCAGAAUCAGAGCCAAGGUGAGGGUGUCCACUAUCGAGUAUUUAAUAUCAUUCUGGAGGUACCAGCCAAUGCAAUUAGACAAGGCAAAGAAAUAAGAGGUAUGAACACAGGAGAAAGAGGAUUUGUAGGUUGAAUCAUAUGAAAGUGUUCUUUCUAUAGGUCAGAGGUUACAGAAAUGUCGACAAUUUGAUAUGGCCUUAAUUUCACAUUAUUUGUAGUUUUUAGAUUUACAUUUAUUUUUUUAUUUUUAAAAUGUUUGCCUUUUCAUCUAAAUUUAACCUAAUUCAACAUUAGGUAUUAAUUCAGGCUAAUGGAAAAAAUUGGAAGUCCCCUCCAUUUGGAUUUGUUUGCUGCCUCCUCAUUAUUGGAUUCAGGUUAGAAUUUUGGGUAGGAUCAUCCCCAACAUGAUUCAAUCUAUUAGUUAUUUUCUGGUCAUAUAAUUUUAUAUAUAGAAAACCCCGGAGAAUGGACUGAAACUUACUUUUUUGUUUUAAGCAAUUAGUUAGACAAUCCUUUGGAAGGGAAAAAAAAAAAAAAAGGUCCCAUUUCAGAUCUUUUUUAAAAAAGGUUUUUUGGAGGCUGGGGCUGGGGCUCAGUGGCAGAGCGCUUGCCUAGCAUGUGUGAAACUCUGGGUUUGAUCCUCAGCACCACAUGAAAAUAAAUAAAUAAAAUAAAGGUAUAAAAAGGCAAAACAAAACAAAAAAAAAGGGUUUUUUUUCUUGUUUGUUUAUUUUUUUGUGAUGCUGGGGAUUGAACCCAGGGCCUUGUGCAUGUGAGGCAAGCACUCUACCAACUGAGCUAUAUUCCCAACCCCCCCAAAAUGUUUUGAAUUGUAAAAUAUACAUAAUACAAAAUCAACCAUAUUACCCUUUAUCCCCCCCCCAGUUUUUUGUGGUGCUGGAAAUGGAACCUAGGGCUAUGCACAUGGUAGAUAGGCAGAGCUCUACCACUGAGCCUCACCCCCAGCCCUGUGUUAACCAUUAUUGUUUGUAUAAUUCAUUGGCAUCAACUAUACAUUCACAAUAUUGUAUAACCAUCAUCACUCUCUAUUUCCAUUAUCCCAUUAACUCUCCCAUUAAACAAUUACUCCCCCCCAGCCCCUACUAACAUCUGUCUCCUUUCUGUCCCUAUGAACUUGCCUAUUCUACUUAUUUCAUAAAAGUGAAAUCAGACAAUAUUUGCUCUUUGUGUCAGUUGUUUUUCUCAGUAUAAUGUUUUCAAAGUUCAUUUGGGUUGCAAUAUGCAUAUAUCAGAAUUUUAUUCCUUUUAAUGACUACAUAAUAUCCCAUUAUAUGUGUAUAACAUGUUUGGGGGUUUUGUUAUUUUAUUUUAUAUUUAUUUUGUAGGUCUCACUAUGCCCAGGCUGUCCUUGAACUCCAGGGUUCAAAUGAUCUUCCUGCCUCAGCCUCCAAGUAGCUGGGACUACAGGCCCAUUAUAUCACCAUGCUUGGCUGUAUGGUCCCUUUAGUUUUUUCUACCUUGUAGUUUUGCAAAGAUUAAAAAAAAAAUCCCCAAAAUAAAAAGUUGAAUACACUGAGUUGGCACUGAUGCGGAGAAAGAAACAGUCCCACACUGUGCUGGUGGGACUGCCUGUCAGUACAGUUGUUUUGGAAAACAGUUUUCUAGGCUCUCACAAAAUUAAAGGUGCAAGCUGGGUGUAAGGAUGCACACCUGUCAUCCCAGUGACUGGAGUCUGAGACAGGAGGAUCACAAGUUCGAGGCCAGCCUCAGCAACUUAGUGAGGCCCUAAGCAAUGUAGUGAGACCCUGUCUCAAAACGUAAAAAAGGGCUGGGAAUGUGGCUCAAUGGUUAGGCACCCCUGGGUUCAAUCCCUAGUACAGAAAGAAAGAAAGAAAGAGAGAGAGAGAGAGAGAGAGAGAAAGAACCUAAAAAUGCAUAUACCCUUGACCCAUCAAUUCCCUUCUAGGAGUUUUCCUACAGUCAUGUUUAUAUGAGUAUAAAAUGAUGGGCUUAGUGUCGGGCAGAAUCCUGUGGGCUCAUGCACACAAAGUGUUAAGUUUUGCUGUGAGAAAGUAUGAACUCUUUGAACUGUGUCCUUGUUGCUGUCUUAAGAAGAGAAAAGAAUGUUCUGCCAAGUGUAAAAUUUAUAUAUAUAUGUAUGUGUUUGCCUGGGAAUAACUAACCACAAGUUGAUUGAUAAGAAAUACGGAGCACUGUGGCCAUAAACAAAGUUUUCCUGAGAAUGUUUAUCCAUGCCUGUAAGGAUUGAGCUGACGAAAGGAUGUUUCUUCUUGUCCUUUGUCUUAAUUAGCAAUGCUGUAUAAAAGAAGGAGAGAGAAAAGUAAAGACGGUGCUCAUUUCUACUGGAUGCGUGUGUGCGUGUGUGUCUUUCUUAAGCAUCUCUGCUGUACCAGGAUUACAGAUUGUCAGCAGGUCUGACAGAAUCCUGAGUUGGAUUCUGGAACAGAGAAACCCUGAGUGGGAAAAUGGGGAAGUCAAAGUCCCGGCUUGGCGGACAGGGAUACACUAAGGUCAGUUUCUUAGCAGUGGGAGCCGCUGUGAGAAGGGUUUUCAAGGAUUCUGUACUAUCCCUAAA